Parascedosporium putredinis is the source of this 633-nucleotide messenger RNA. Lineage: Eukaryota; Fungi; Ascomycota; Sordariomycetes; Microascales; Microascaceae. The record is from the annotation of a GenBank genome assembly.
AUGGCCAACUUCCUUGCUUCCAUCUUCGGAACCGAGCUUGACAAGGUCAAUUGCUCUUUCUACUUUAAAAUCGGCGCAUGCCGCCACGGAGAUCGCUGCUCGAGAAAACACGUCAAGCCUUCCUACAGCCAGACGAUCCUCAUGCCCAACCUCUACCAGAACCCCGCCUACGAUCCGAAAAACCGCAUGAACCCGAGCCAGCUUCAAAACCACUUUGAUGCUUUCUACGAAGACGUAUGGUGCGAGUUGUGCAAAUACGGAGAGCUAGAAGAGCUGGUAGUAUGCGACAAUAACAAUGACCCUUUCCCCGUCACCGACUUCCGCGAAGCCUGCUGCCGUCUUAAUUCGGGCGAGGGCUGUGUGCGCGGCGGCUUCUGCAACUUUAUCCACCGCAAGAACCCCGGCGAAGAGCUUGACCGCGAGCUCACUCUCGCCACCAAGAAGUGGCUCAGAAUGUCCGGCAAGGACGAGAAGACCCUCCAGGUCCCCCACCCCCGAGCCUACCCGAAGGAGAUUCUAGGAGCAUUCUCCGCGAGUGGUGGUGCCAUUUGGACCCUUAGCAGGCCCGCGGAUAGUACACUCGAACAGGAGUACGAGAUGGGCAGCAGCGGUUCACCCCCGCCUUCAAAGUGA